AUGGCCUCUUUCCCAGAAUUCCUGAAUGACUCGUCUAUCCACAAUGACCCUGGUGCAAAGGUGCCCCUGCCUUGGGCAGGAUUCAUCACGCUGUCCCUCCUCAUGGCCGUGUUCUCCAUCACAGCUGUCGUGUUGAACACUACAGUGAUAGUCGUCACCCUUCGGCACAAACAGCUGCGGCAGCCGCUGAAUUUUGCCCUGGUCAACCUCGCCGUGGCCGACCUGGGCAUCACGUUAACAGGAAGUGUGUCAUCUGUGGUGACCAAUGCAGUGGGCUACUACAUUACGGGACGGGUCGGAUGUAUACUGGAGGGAUUUUGUGUUGCAUUAUUUGGUAUAACAGCGCUGUGCACAGUGGCCCUGAUUGCUGUGGAACGGCUGUUCGUAGUGUGCAAGCCUCUGGGUACCAUCACAUUCCAGACCAAGCACGCCGCAGGGGUGGCGUUCUCCUGGCUCUGGUCUCUGAUCUGGAAUACUCCGCCUCUCUUUGGCUGGGGGAGCUACCAGCUGGAGGGAGUUGGCACAUCCUGCGGACCCGACUGGCAGAGUCGAGAUCUCAAAAAUGUGUCUUACAUCAUCUGUUACUUCUCACUCUGUUUUGCUGUGCCAUUCGUCAUCAUUGUGGUGUCAUAUUCAUGGCUGCUCUACACGCUAAGACAAGUAGCUAAGGUUGGUGGCUGUGCAGCUGCGAGAGCAGAGUCUAAGGUGGCGUGGAUGGUGGUGAUGAUGGUGUUGGCGUUCCUCGUGAGCUGGCUGCCGUAUGCUGCUCUGGCUCUGAUGGUCGUCUUCAACCCUGAUGUCCAGUUACCCUUUUUUAAGGCCAAUAGCCUUUCAUUCAUAUCACAUCUGUGA
Messenger RNA from Sinocyclocheilus anshuiensis, 852 nucleotides. RefSeq names its product parapinopsin-like. Gene Ontology annotation, biological process: G protein-coupled receptor signaling pathway. NCBI's taxonomy places the organism in Eukaryota, Metazoa, Chordata, Actinopteri, Cypriniformes, Cyprinidae. Gene Ontology annotation, cellular component: membrane. The transcript is spliced from 3 exons. The record is from RefSeq and is a predicted model, not a curated record. Gene Ontology annotation, molecular function: G protein-coupled receptor activity. The coding region runs from base 1 to 852 and encodes 283 amino acids.